This is a messenger RNA of Coregonus sp. 'balchen', 678 nucleotides long. Lineage: Eukaryota; Metazoa; Chordata; Actinopteri; Salmoniformes; Salmonidae. The record is from the annotation of a GenBank genome assembly.
AUGCUGCAGAAACAAAGAAAUGUCUCUCCACAACCAAACACAGAAUUCAAAGUCCUUGCUACAGACUCAACUGAACACAAGUCGGAGGCUUUGAAUGUCUCUGCAUCUCUGGAAGCCAGCUUCCUAUGCGGCUUAGUCAGUGUAAAAGGUUCUGCUGAAUUCCUACAUGACAAAAAGACCUCAAAGCGUCAGUCUAGGGUUUCUCUGCAGUACCGUACCACCACUCGCUUCGAGCAGCUGACCAUGGACCACCUGGGGGCAGGAAAUGUGAAACACUGUAAUGUCUUACAAGAGGGCUCUGCAACCCAUGUAGUGACUGCCCUGCUCUACGGAGCGCAGGCCUUUUUCGUUUUUGACCAAGAGGUUUCCUCAGGAGAAAACCACCAGGACAUCCAGGGAAACCUGCAGGUCAUAAUAAAAAAGAUCCCUCAAAUAUCAAUAGAAGCGGAGGCAAAGUUGAAGAUGAGUGAGGAAGAGAAGAGGGAGGCCAAUAAAUUCAACUGCACUUUCCAUGGUGAUUUUGCACUAGAAAACAACCCUGUCACAUUUGAAGAUGCCAUCAGGGUGUAUACUGGCCUGCCACGUCUGCUAGGGGAGAACGGAGAACACGCUGUGAAUGGAAGAGGAAGAGCUGAUAAAAAUGCUCAACAGCAAAGAACGUUCUCCAUUCCAGAAUGA